AUGGCGGACCAAAAUUCCAGUGCAAUUGGGAACAUUAAAGAGUUUAAUUUAAAUACGGACACGUGGAGUAGUUACAUAAAACGUAUCAAAGCUUUCUUUACCGUGAACAAUAUAAAAGUGAACGUGCAAACCUCAUAUCUAAUCACGUUGGUGGGAAAUGAAACAUACGACCUCAUGACGGUUUUGUGUAGCCCUGAUGAGCCGGAGAAUAAAACUUUCGACGAAUUAGUGGAUAUCGUAGAAAAACACAUUAACCCUAAAGCGAGUGAUAUGGCGGAACGCAUGAAAUUACGCGCGUGUCUGCAAAAUCAAAGUGAAACAGUGAACGAAUAUUUAUUGCGUUUAAAAAAACUGGCGAUGACGUGCAAAUUCAAAGGUCAAGAGUCAUUGGAGGAAAAUCUUAGAGAGCAAUUCACCUAUGGUUUAUGGAACGAAAAAUAUAGACAAAGAUUACUGACUGAAAGGGAGCUCAGUUUUACAAGAGCUGUGACCUUAGCUACGUCAUUAGAAGCGGCUGAACUCGAAGCGAAACUCGGUGGUGGCAAGAACCAGGCCGGCGAAACUAGCAACAGCGCCGGCGUGUACGCGGUGCGGUCCGGCGGCGGCGGCGGCGGCGCCGGAGCGGCGCGAGGGGCGCGAGCGAGUGCUGGGCGCGGCAGCGGAGCCAGCUCGCAGCGCAGCACCCAGGCGGGCGGAGACCGGUGUUAUCGGUGCGGAUCGCGGCAGCAUUCGGCGGAUAAGUGCGGUUUCAAAAGUGCAAUGUGUUACAAGUGCGAUAAAAUAGGUCAUAUAAGUCACAUGUGCCGUAAUAAAAAGAGCCAAAGAGUGUUUCAAGUGGCAAAUAGUGAUUCGGAGGGGGAUGGCGAAUCUCCUACGCUUUAUAGAUUAAGUGAUGGACAGGAAUCAGAUAGCCCUUGGUAUUGUAAGUUGAAUGUAGAAGGUGUUAUGUUGAACAUGCAGAUCGACAGCGGUUCCUCGGUAAGCGCUAUUUCAAAAGAUACUUAUAAUAGAUUGUUUAAAGGCAGACCAUUGAUCGAAUCUAACAAAGUGUUGACUGUAUACAGUGGCGAAAAAAUUAAACCACUUGGCAUAAUGCCAGUCAACGUCAUUAAUAGUGACCAAUCUUUUACUUCGAAAUUAUAUGUUUUAGAUAAUGGUAAUUGUCCACCCAUUAUCGGUAGAAAAUGGAUGCGACACUUAAAAAUUUCACUGCCCAUGAUAGCACAAGUGUCAUGUAAUGAUAAUGAGAGCGUAAUCAAUGAAAUAGUACGUAAAUACAGUAAUGUGUUCGCCCCGGGAAUGGGAACAUUCAACCGCGGCACCAUUAGCUUGCAAGUGUGCGCGGGCGCGCGGCCCGUGUGGCGCCGGGCGCGCGUCGUGCCGCACGCGCUGCGGCCCGCGGUGGACGCCGAGCUGGCGCGCCUGGAGGCCGAGGGCGUCAUCAGCCCCGUCGAGGACGUGGGCGGUUGGGGUACACCUAUUGUACCCGUUAGGAAACAGAACGGCACUAUUAGAAUUUGUGGAGAUUUUAAAGUAACCGUUAAUCCAGUUCUGUCCGAUGACAAAUAUCCACUUCCUCGGAUUGAGGAUUUGUUUUCCUCUUUGAGAGGAGAAGGUUUGCACACAGAAACAAAAAAAAUUGAUGCCGUUCUUGCUGCGGAGCGACCUCAAGACGUCAGCGAGCUCAGAGCUUUUCUAGGUCUCAUCAACUAUUAUUCAAAAUUCGUAAGAAAUUUCAGCACUGUGGUCGCACCCUUAUACUCCUUAUUAAAAAAACAUAAAACAUGGGAGUGGUCCACCGAAUGUGAAAUGGCUUUUGUCAAAAUCAAGGAGCUCUUGAAGAACUCCGAGAUCUUAAUGCAUUUUGACCCCGACCUCCCCUUGGUGUUGUCGUGCGACGCGUCGCCGCGCGGCGUGGGCGCGUGGCUGGGCCACGAGCUGCCCGACGGCCGCGUGCGCGCCGUGGCCCACGCCAGCCGCACGCUGUCUUCGGCGGAACAGAACUAUAGUCAAAUAUGUAGGGAAGAUAACCACAGCCCUAUUUUUGAUGAAGGCUAUCCAAAUGUUAAUAAUGAGCUUAGUGUCACUCCUACACGUAAAAGUCGAACACCACUGCCAUCACCCACUGGGAAGCCUACAUCACCACACUCGCCGCCCUAUGAGGAGGCUGAGAACGACAUGAAUUCGACUCAGGGGUCACCGCCCUCUAGCCCGUCUAACUUAAUAGAUAAUGAUCGAGAUUGCGAGUAUGAUAACGUAAACACCCGUCGGGGAAAUAGGAUCAAUGUGUCAUACGAUUUAGAGUAA
Ostrinia nubilalis (European corn borer) is the source of this 2307-nucleotide messenger RNA. RefSeq lists its product as uncharacterized. Gene Ontology annotation, molecular function: zinc ion binding; nucleic acid binding. The record is from RefSeq and is a predicted model, not a curated record. Bases 1 to 2307 code for a protein of 768 amino acids. NCBI's taxonomy places the organism in Eukaryota, Metazoa, Arthropoda, Insecta, Lepidoptera, Crambidae. The transcript is spliced from 3 exons.